AUGCCAGUCAUGAGCGCGCCUUGCACAGACGCGACCAGGCGGAGGCACAGGAGUACGCCGGCAGCAGCCCCAUACCCUUCGCUUGUGCUCUUGUUCAUUUCACUUUUGCUACUACUGCUGCUGCAGCAACGGCACCAGGCAGCGGCAUCUGCAGGGGCAAAGUGCCCCUUCAACAGCACUAUCAAUCGUGCCCCCGCCCUUUGGAGCGCUUCCCCUGGAUUUUUACUGCCAGCUGCGCGGUGGGGCAUGCCUGCAUGCAGCAGCAGCAGCAGCAAGCGCAGCAGCAGGAGCAGCAUAACCCGAGACUGUACCCGCAGGAGUGGCAGUUCCGGGGUUGACUGGCACUUCAAUAACAAGCGGAAUUUCGUCGGAGUGCGAUCAUUGGCACCAAGCAAUUCACACAACAGCUUCCUACAGGAGCCGCAGCAUCACGACGAUGAGAUACCUCAGAUCGACUUGGCUCGUGCGCUGCAGUUACUCGAGGCUGCUAGUUCAGGAGGACCCGCCUUUGGCGCGGAAGCGGCCAUCUGGGGCCCCCCAGGUAACGGGGCCCCCCAGAAUAACUCUUCCCAACGGAGCAUGGGAGAGAAGAAGCGGCUGGCUGUUAUAUUCAACUGCAUGCUGCAUGCAUGUGAGCGGCAAGGAGACGCCCUGGGGGGCUUUGAGGUGUACAGACAGAUGAGAGCCACGGGGGCCCCGCCAGAUGAGGCAACCUUCCACAGCGUUGCUGCUCUCAUGGAAAGAGCAGGGGAGUAUAACGGAAUGCUUAAGCUCCUGGAGCACAUCGAGGCAGAAGGUCACGAGCCUUCCUUGGCGGUACUUGGCCUUGCAAUUAGCUGCUGCAGCAAAGCGGGAGCUGCUGAUGCUGCUCUGCAGCGAGCGCAGCAACUGCAGCGGCGAAUCCGUGCUGCUGCAGCUGCGGCAGCCCCGGCAGCAGCAGCGGCAGUGGCUGCUGCUAGCGCUGGGCUGCAGCACGAAGCGGAUGCAGUGGCAACAGCAGCGGAAUUGUUGCAGCAGGCCUUGCCUUCGAGCGUGUAUUCAGCUCUUGUUUGCUGCUGCGCUGCCACCGGCAGAUACGACAAGGCUGUCGAACUGUACUCGGAGUUUGCUGCUCUAAGGCAGCAGCAGGAGGUGCUACAGCAGCGCGUCGCCCAACAGAAGCAACAACAAAGGCAGCAGCAACAGCAACAACAGCAACGGGUGGACCAAGAUCCGAAGGAACUAGAGCCUGAAGUGCUGCAGCACCUGCAGCAGCUUUUACAGCGGGACUCGUACCUGCCAACAGUAGCAGUAGUGAACGCAGCUAUUGCUGCAGCUGCAGCAACAGGAAGGCUGCAGCUGGCCAUGUCUAUCUACAGGCGUGAUUUGCUUCAGUUGCAGCAGCAGCAACAGCAACAUGGCCAGGACCAGCUCUCACAAGAAAUAUUCGGGAGCUGCAGUGCAGCGGAGGCCCACGCCCCCAGCACGCAGACUUUCUUGCUGCUGCUGACUGCUGCUGCAGCGCAGCAGAGCAGUAGCACUGUAGACGUGCUACUGCGCGACUUUGAGGAUCAGCAACAGCAACGACAACAGCAGCAGCUGCAGCCUCUCGAUGCUGCUGCAGUCUACGCAGCAGCGGCAGAAGGGCUUGCUGCGGGGGGCAGGUGGAAGGAAGCGCUGCAGCUGCUUUUGCAUUCCCAUGCUGACCGGCAGCAGCAGCAAAAGCAGGCUCUCCAGCAACUGCAGCAUCUGAUCAGUACGCAGCAGCUCCUCGGGCAGCAGCAGCAGCAGCAGCAGCAGCAGCAACGGCAGCCGCUGCUGCUACAGACCUUUCCGCCAUGUGGCAGUGUCACACCAUACCUCGCCAUUCUGCGGUGCUGCACUGCAGCAGCAGCGCCAAGAGAAGCGCUUGGCCUGCUGCGGCUUCUACAGCAGCGGCAUCAGCAGCAGCAGGAGCUGUUUCUGCUGCAACAAGAACUGCAGCAGCAGCAAGACUCCUUAGCGGAUGCGGUGGCAGCCGUCCCCCCUGAGUUCCCUUUAAGUGCAUAUUUUGAGGUAAUGGCAGCAGCAGCAGCAGCGGCAGAUUGGCAGCUGUUGCUCUCGGUUGCUGCGGAAUUUGAAUCUCCCAAGGUUCAGCAACAAAGCGCUGCAGCAGCAGUAGCAACGGCUGCUGCAGCUGCUGCUGGCACCAGCAGAACCACCGGAGACCCCAACACACGUUCUGCUGCUGCUGCUGCUACACGGCGUGACGGGGUAGCGGCAGCAGCUGCUUCAAGAGCUUCUGCUGCACUGUCACAGCAGCACAUUCCCCUGGAGCACAGGGUGCGUAUUGCAGCCCUAAAGCUUAAAGCGCUGCUUCAAACUGGCAACAACGCUGCAGCAGAAAAUCAGAGGCAUGAACUGCUGUUGCUACUUGAGGACAGCAGCAACAGCAAGAGCGCAUUGGCGCAGGCGCGGUCGGCUGCUAUGCUGGCCGGGCAGCAGCAGCAGCAGCAGCAAGAACCCGAAGAUGAUCCUCUUGCUAGCGAUGCCUUAAAUCUCGCGGAGAAACUACUCGGCCCACUGCAGCAGCAGCACCACCAGCCCGGAGGUCCGCGGCUGCAGCUGCACGAGCGCCAGGCCCGGCAAGAGCUGCAGCGGCAGCAGCACCAAGGAAUGAUACUGCAACAAAUCCGGCAACACGAACAACAGCAGCAAAAGCAGCAGUAG
Messenger RNA from Eimeria acervulina, 2688 nucleotides. RefSeq lists its product as hypothetical. The coding region runs from base 1 to 2688 and encodes 895 amino acids. The transcript is spliced from 2 exons. Gene Ontology annotation, molecular function: protein binding. NCBI's taxonomy places the organism in Eukaryota, Apicomplexa, Conoidasida, Eucoccidiorida, Eimeriidae. The record is from RefSeq and is a predicted model, not a curated record.